CCGCGCGCUCUUCACGAGAGACGCAUACCCGCUGACGUCACUGAACUGCAUGUGCCUGAUGGAUCAAACAUCAUAAACUCUGCAGUUUAUAACACGCACAAACAUCAGUGCAUAUAUGUUCAUAAGUGUAUGUACACAUUAAGUGUGUGUACCCGCGGCAGUCAUGGUUAAGGAUCAGUUCAGAGAGACGGAUGUGGCCAAAAAAAUAAGUCACAUCUGCUUUGGUAUAAAGUCAUCAGAGCAGAUGCGACAGCAGGCUCAUAUUCAGGUGGUCAGUAAGAAUCUCUACAGUCAGGACACGAGCCACACGCCGCUUUCAUAUGGAGUCCUGGACCACCGCAUGGGUACCAGUGAGAAGGACCGACCCUGUGAAACAUGUGGAAAGAAUUUGGCCGACUGUCUGGGUCACUACGGAUAUCUGGAUCUGGAACUUCCAUGUUUUCACAUCGGAUACUUCAAAGCCAUCAUAGGAAUCCUGCAGAUGAUUUGUAAGACGUGUUCACACAUUCUUCUGUCUAAAGAAGAAAAACUUCAGUUUCUGGAUUAUUUGCGAAAACCUGGUCUGGUUUACCUGCAGAAGCGCGGUCUAAAGAAGAAAAUCUCAGACAAAUGCAGGAAGAAAACAACAUGCUUUUACUGUAACGCCUUUAACGGCCCUGUGAAGAAAUGUGGUUUACUGAAGAUCAUUCAUGAAAAGUAUAAAACCACAAAGAAGGUGAUCGAUCCGAUGGUGUCUGAUUUUCUCCAGUCGUUCGAUGUCGCCAUUGAACACAAUAAAGAGGUGGAGUCGCUGUUGACGAGAGCACAGGAAAACCUCAAUCCUCUGAUUGUGCUAAAUCUUUUCCGGAGGAUUCCGAAUGAGGAUGUUCCUCUUCUCCUGAUGAAUCCUGAAUCGGGCAAACCUGCUGACCUCAUCCUGACACGCCUUCUAGUCCCGCCCCUCUGUAUCCGCCCCUCGGUCGUGAGUGACCUUAAAUCAGGAACCAAUGAGGAUGAUCUGACCAUGAAACUGACGGAAAUCAUCUUCCUCAAUGAUGUCAUCAAGAAGCAUCGUAUGUCUGGAGCUAAAACGCAGAUGAUCAUGGAGGAUUGGGACUUCUUGCAGCUUCAGUGUGCCCUUUACAUCAACAGCGAGCUGUCGGGCAUCCCGCUCAACAUGGCACCAAAAAAAUGGACCCGCGGCUUUGUGCAGAGACUCAAGGGAAAACAGGGGAGAUUUCGUGGUAACCUGUCUGGAAAGCGUGUGGAUUUUUCAGGCAGAACGGUCAUCUCUCCCGACCCCAACCUGAGAAUCGAUGAGGUCGCCGUACCGGUCCAUGUCGCCAAAAUCCUGACCUACCCGGAGAAGGUGAAUAAAGCCAACAUUGAGUUAAUGAGGAAACUCGUCCGUAAUGGGCCUGAUGUUCAUCCAGGAGCAAAUUUCAUCCAGCAGAGACACAUGCAGAUGAAGAGGUUUUUAAAGUACGGUAACAGAGAGAAGAUGGCACAGGAGCUGAAAUACGGCGAUGUGGUUGAGAGACACAUGAUCGAUGGAGAUAUUGUCCUGUUUAACCGGCAGCCGUCUCUGCACAAGCUCAGUAUCAUGGCUCAUAUCGCGCGUGUGAAACCUCACCGGACGUUCAGAUUUAACGAAUGCGUAUGCACGCCCUAUAAUGCUGACUUUGAUGGAGAUGAGAUGAACCUUCACCUGCCGCAGACCGAGGAGGCUAAAGCAGAAGCGCUCGUGCUCAUGGGGACAAAGGCCAAUCUGGUGACCCCGAGAAACGGUGAACCCCUGAUUGCGGCCAUUCAAGACUUCCUGACGGGGGCUUAUCUGCUCACACUUAAAGACACCUUCUUUGACCGAACCAAAACCUGUCAGAUCGUCGCCUCCAUCCUGGUGGGGAAAGAUGAAAAAAUCAAAAUUGCUCUCCCUCGUCCUGCUAUUCUCAAGCCGAUCAGGCUGUGGACCGGGAAACAGAUCUUCAGUUUGAUUCUGAAGCCCAGUAAGACGUGUCCGGUGAAGGCCAACCUGCGUACUAAAGGCAAACAGUACUGCGGUAAAGGAGAAGAUCUGUGUCCUAAUGAUUCAUUCGUUGUGAUCCAGAACAGCGAGUUGAUGUGUGGCAGUUUGGAUAAAGGAACUCUGGGAUCCGGAUCUAAGAACAACAUCUUCUACAUUCUGUUGAGAGAUUGGGGUCAACUGGUGGCGGCAGAUGCAAUGUCACGCUUGGCACGUCUGGCUCCUGUUUACCUCUCGAAUCGAGGGUUUUCUAUCGGGAUCGGUGACGUGACGCCGGGUCAGGGUUUGUUGAAGGCCAAGCAGGAGCUUCUGGAUGCCGGUUAUAAGAAAUGUGACGAGUACAUUGAAGCUCUGAAGACGGGCAGAUUACAGCAGCAGCCGGGCUGUACCGCAGAGGAAACGCUCGAGGCGUUGAUCCUGAAAGAGUUGUCUGUGAUUAGAGAUCAUGCUGGCAGUGCUUGUCUGAGGGAACUGGAUAAGAGCAACAGUCCACUUAUCAUGGCUCUGUGUGGAUCUAAAGGUUCAUUUAUUAAUAUCUCUCAGAUGAUUGCUUGUGUCGGGCAGCAGGCCAUCAGUGGUUCACGUGUACCUGAUGGAUUUGAAAAUCGUUCUCUGCCUCACUUCCAGAAGCACUCAAAACUCCCUGCAGCAAAAGGCUUUGUAGCUGACAGCUUUUAUUCGGGUUUGACGCCCACUGAGUUCUUCUUUCACACUAUGGCCGGAAGAGAAGGUCUGGUGGAUACCGCGGUAAAGACAGCUGAGACGGGAUACAUGCAGAGACGUCUGGUAAAGUCUUUAGAAGAUCUCUGCUCUCAGUAUGAUCUGACGGUACGCAGCUCCACCGGUGACAUCAUCCAGUUCAUCUACGGAGGAGACGGACUCGACCCCACGGACAUGGAGGGAAAAGACGAACCGCUGGAGUUUAAAAGAGUCCUCGACAACGUCCGAGCGGUGUACACCUGUCAAAGUGAGCCGGCACUGAGCAGAAAUGAGCUGGUGUUGACCUCAGACUCCAUCAUGAAGAGAAGAGACUUCUUGUGUUGUAAAGACACGUUUUUAGAGGCUUUGACAGACACAGGCACUGAGAAAUAUAUUCAGGAAAUAAGAAAGUUCAUCAAAACGGUUUCAGAGAAAAUCAAAAAGACACGAGACAAGUACGGCAUCAAUGACAACGGCACGACCGAGCCCAAAGUUCUGUAUCAGUUGGACCGGAUUACACCCACACAGCUGGAGAAGUUUCUGGAGACCUGCAGAGAUAAAUAUAUGAGGGCACAGAUGGAGCCGGGUUCUGCUGUCGGGGCGUUGUGCGCUCAGAGCAUCGGAGAGCCGGGCACACAGAUGACCCUUAAAACCUUUCACUUUGCUGGUGUGGCAUCCAUGAACAUCACACUGGGUGUCCCGCGAAUUAAAGAGAUCAUCAACGCGUCCAAAAACAUCAGCACACCCAUAAUAAGUGCCAACUUGGACAUUGAUGAUGAUCCUGACUAUGCGCGGCUGGUGAAAGGGCGAAUCGAGAAAACUCUUCUGGGAGAGAUCUCAGAAUACAUUGAGGAGGUUUUUCUACCCGAUGAUUGUUUUAUUCUGGUCAAGCUGUCAUUGGAGAGAAUUCGUCUUCUCAGAUUGGAGGUGAACGCAGAGACCGUACGUUACUCCAUCUGCACGUCUAAGCUGCGGGUGAAGCCGGGCGAUAUCGCCGUCCAUGGCGAGGCUGUCGUCUGUGUGUCUCCACGAGAAAACAGCAAGAGCUCGAUGUAUUACGUCCUGCAGUCACUGAAACAGGAUCUUCCUAAAGUGGUAGUUCAGGGAAUCCCUGAAGUGGCGCGAGCCGUCAUUCAUAUCGACGAACAGAGCGGUAAGCAGAAGUUCAAGCUGUUGGUGGAGGGUGAUAACCUCAGAGCUGUCAUGGCAACACACGGCGUCAACGGCAACAAAACAACAUCCAACAACACGUAUGAGGUCGAGAAGACAUUAGGCAUCGAAGCAGCGAGAUCCACCAUCAUUAAUGAGAUCCAGUAUACCAUGGUAAAUCACGGUAUGAGCAUCGAUCGCAGGCACGUCAUGCUCCUGGCUGAUCUCAUGUCUUAUAAGGGUGAGAUUUUAGGCAUCACCCGAUUUGGCCUGGCGAAGAUGAAGGAGAGCGUUCUGAUGCUGGCGUCAUUUGAAAAGACAGCCGAUCAUCUGUUCGACGCAGCGUAUUUCGGCCAGAAAGACUCUGUGUGCGGUGUUUCUGAGUGUAUUAUUAUGGGAAUCCCCAUGAAUAUUGGCACAGGACUUUUUAAACUUUUACACAGUGCUACCAAGGAGCCGAAUCCUCCCCGUAGACCUUUGCUUUUUGACAAUCCUGAUUUUCAUGUAUCAUUGGGCUCAAUAACUCGCUCGCUACCUUCAUGAUGGGUCUGUAUUAUAGCAUGUAUUGAGUAUUAUGAGUUCUGACAUAUCACUUAUGUCACUUAUGUGCCUUUUUUGUGUUAUAUGAACAGUUUGCGGUUUAAAAGGAGUGUCAGCAGUAGUUUUUUCCAAUUUCAGAUAAUGAAUGGAAAGGCGGGUCCAAAAUAAUUGUCAUGGUUUAUAUCAAUCUUUCGAGAUGAUAAAAGUUUUUUCAUAGUCUUAGGCGCAGGUUUGGUGUUUGGUCCCUACAAACAUUUCGCUGAUAUUUUCUCCUCUGAGAUAAGAUUUGCUCAUUGGCUGUAAAAUGAAUUACAUGAAGCGCUUACAGUUUUCUAAGAUUUCAUUUUCAUCUGACCGGAUGGGGUCAAAUCUAUCAUUAAUUUAUGUGGUGGUUUUUGAGUUUGACAAUUUAUUUUAUGUAAAUAUGUAUCAGGUGUGAAUAAAAUCUGCAUUGACAACAUUC
This is a messenger RNA of Misgurnus anguillicaudatus (oriental weatherfish), 4853 nucleotides long. NCBI's taxonomy places the organism in Eukaryota, Metazoa, Chordata, Actinopteri, Cypriniformes, Cobitidae. The record is from RefSeq and is a predicted model, not a curated record.